Molecule: messenger RNA, 555 nt
Organism: Alternaria burnsii
Lineage: Eukaryota; Fungi; Ascomycota; Dothideomycetes; Pleosporales; Pleosporaceae
Product: transmembrane protein 85
Exons: 2
Coding region: 1-555 (184 amino acids)
Biological process (GO): protein folding in endoplasmic reticulum
Cellular component (GO): EMC complex
Source: RefSeq, a predicted model, not a curated record
AUGUCCGCGACCCCUCCUCCUCCCCCGCAGUGGGUGCUUGACCUCAAUUCGACGCCCGCAUCCAAACCGAAGAACGCAUCGCUCGCGGACCCGCCAGGCUACACACCAUCUCUGUCCAGGAAGGAGCGUUCCCAGGCAUCAAAGACUCAGAGGCAACCCCCGACACCCGAAGAGAUGGACACACUCAAGAUGAAGAAGGCUUGGGAGGUUGCCAUCGCGCCUGCGAAGCAACUGCCUAUGAAUGCUUUUGGAAUGUACAUGACUGGAAACACGCUGCAAAUCUUCUCCGUCUUCAUGGUCUUCACCCUGUUCAAAACCCCUGUGCUUGCUGUACUCGGCCUCCAACGCACCUUCGCCCCCUACGAAACUCCCGGCACCUCUGGACGACUCCUCGGUGUCAAGAUGGCUUACAUUGCUUGCAACAUGUUGAUGUUGGCAUUGGGUAUAUGGAAGGUUAAUGCCAUGGGACUUUUACCAACGACAAAAUCAGAUUGGCUGGCUUGGGAGAGUGAGAGGAUAUGGUCAGAAAGAGCGGUGCCCAAGGAGUGGUUGUAG